ACUUUAAAAAACUAUUUGACUAAUUAAAUCUACCUAUUGGGCCGAUAAAAGGCAUUUUCGAUUCCCUCCUCUGCAAGGAGAUACAGAGAAAGAGCGAGCUUCAAUUGAAUAACAGUCAUGGCGUCGUCGGACACAGAAUCUCGAGAACAGAGUUUAAGUAGCAGAGGGGACGAUCUUUCAGACAUGGUGGGGGUAGGCAUGAUUACACGUAAGCGUGCUGCUGAACAGCAGUCGGUUCACCCCCAGAAAAGGUCCAGAGCUGGUCUUUCAGAUGUGAAUAGAACCAAUGCAGGUGGUCAGGUUCUAUCGGAGUCAGAAGGUGGGACAGAUUCUUCUUUCCAGCACACACCUCCUUCUCACUUUAAUAGUGGGAGAGGGAUGCAGAAUUCGAAUGUGGAUGCUACAGUUGAUGGUGCUGCUAGCUUGUCAGGGCGAGUCCUUGGUGGAAAGGUCAAAGAGACUGGAGCCAAAAGAAAAAAAUCUUUUCAAGGAGGACAUGAUCCAGUCAAUGAUAUGAGUUUAAUUGAUGUUAUCAAGAAUCAUGGAAAGCUUGUUCCUCAGGCUGCUAAGAAUUGGGUUGAGAGGUAUGAAGUGGAUUCAAAAGCUGCCUUGACAGAUUUAUUAAUGAUGCUCUUUGAGGCAUGUGGAGUUCAAUACCAAGGUGAUGAAGGCCCUGUGGAUGAAAUUGAUGUGGAUGACGUGGUUGUUUUCUUAGUAAAUCAGGCUAGAGAUGGCAAUCUAGAAGAUUAUCUUGGAUCCAAGCAAAAGGAUUUAAAGAAUUUCAAAGAUAACCUCCUCCUGUUUUGGGACAGCCUUGUCAUUGAAUGCCAGGAUGGACCGUUAUUUGACCAAUUAUUUUUGGAGAAGUGCAUGGAUUAUGUCAUUGCUCUUUCAUGCACCCCUCCAAGAGUUUUCCGUCGGGUCACAACAUUGGUUGGACUGCAGCUUGUGACAUCACUUGUUACGGUUGCAAAAACUCUCGGUGGACAGCGAGAGACUACACAACGUCAGUUAAAUGCUGAGAAAAAGAAACGGAAAGAUGGUCCCCGAGUGGAGUCAUUGAAUAAGACAUUGUCUGUAACUCAUGAAAAGAUAACUAUGGCAGAGGAAAUGAUGCGUAAAAUAUUUACAGGACUUUUUAUGCAUCGAUACAGAGAUGUAGAUCCAGAUAUUCGGAUGGCAUGUAUCAGAGCUAUUGGUUCUUGGAUUGUCUCGUACCCUUCACUAUUUUUGCAAGAUUUAUAUCUGAAAUAUCUUGGAUGGACUUUGAAUGAUAAGAAUCCUGCUGUCCGGAAAACCUCUAUUGCUGCACUGCAAUGCCUAUAUGAGGUGGAUGAUAAUGUACCAUCACUUAGCCUUUUUACAGAACGAUUCUGCAACCGAAUGAUUGAGCUUGCAGAUGAUAUUGAUGCGACUGUGGCUGUUAAUGCUAUAGGACUCUUGAAACAGUUACUGAGGCACCAGCUUCUUGUGGAUGACGAGCUUGGCACACUGUAUGACUUAUUGAUUGAUGAGUCACCACUCAUUCGCCAUGCUGUGGGAGAAUUAGUACAUGAUCAUUUGAUUUGUCAGAAAUUUAGCACCUCUCAGUCUAUGCCUAAAGGGAUGAGCAACGAUGCUUCUGAAGUUCAAAUAGGGAGGCUGUUGCAAAUACUGAGGGAAUUUUCUGCAGAUCCAAUUCUCAGUGACUAUGUCAUCGAUGCUGUCUGGGAAGAAAUGAAGGCAAUGAAAGACUGGAAAUGUAUCAUUUCCAUGCUUCUGGAUGAUAAUCCAAGGAUUGAACUUACAGAGAAAGAUGCAACAAAUCUUGUUCGAGUCUUGUGUGCUUCCGUGAAAAAGGCAGUCGGUGAGAAGAUUGUUCCCACAGCUGAUAGCCGCAAAGGUUCCCUCACUAAAGCUCAGAAGGAAGCAUUGGACAAUAGUAGACGAGAGGUAACUGCUGGCAUGAUAAAGCAUUACCCACAAAUGCUGAGAAAAUAUUUAGCAGAUAAGGAAAAGAUAUCGCCUUUGGUGGAAAUCAUAAUGCAUCUGAAGUUGGAGCUUUAUUCCCUGAAGCGUCAAGAACAGAGUUUCAUGAACUCACUUCAACUUAUAAAAGAUGCAUUUUUCAAACAUGGAGAAGAGAAAACUUUAAAGUCAUGUGUCAAGGCAUUCACAUUUUGCGCCAGUGAAAGUCAGGCAGACUUGCAAGAUUCUGCACAGAAUAAGUUGAAGGAGUUAGAAGAUGAACUUGUUCUCAAGCUUAGAUCAGCCAUCAAACAAGCUGGGGUUUCAGAGGAUGAGUACUCUCUGACAGUUAAUCUGAAAAGGCUUUACCAGCUUCAGUUAUUGAAGUUUGUAUCAAGCGAGAGUUUGUUCGCAGAUGUUCUUUGCCUUGUUAAGGAUUUUAACAAUUUGGAUGAUGAGGUGAUCCGGCUUGUUCUUCUGAACAUGCACUUGCAUGUUACUUGGUCAUCACGAUCAAUUGAAAUUGAUAAUCCCUCUGACACAGGAAUGGUAGCAUUUCUAUCUAAACGUGAUAAUCUUAUCAGUCAGCUGGAAUACUUUACAGAUAAUGUUCUUGAAAGCUGUGAACAGGGAGCUGCAAGAAGUGAACUCACCAGUACAAUAUGUGUCAUCUUAGCAGACUUGUGGAGUUUAUUCAGCGAAGCAAAGUUGAAUUUGACCAAGCAACAAUGUUUGGGAUUCUGUCCAAGUGAGGCUAUGUUGAAGAAAUUUUGGAAGCUUUGUGAAUAUCGCCUUAAUGCUGCUGAUGAUGAUGAGGAGGAAGAGGAUUCAAAUGAACAUGUAGAUGAGAUAAAUCAGAAGGAUGUUGUCAUGUCUGCUGCAGCGAAAUUGGUUGCACAUGAGAUGGUUCCUAAGGAUUUCCUUGGUGCGGAGAUUAUUUCACAUUUUAUUCUUCAUGGAGGAAUUGUUGCUGAGACAGUGAAGCAUCUUAUCACUCUUUUGAAGAAAAAUUCUAAAGGUGACGAUCUCCCAAAAAUGUGUCUAGAAGCCACUAAGAGGGCAUAUCAACGACAUGUUUUAGAGGCUUCAAAAAAUGAUGAAGAUUGGACUACAAGCAAGUCCUUCUUACAAUGCAAGGAACUUGCAAGUCGGCUGUCAGCAACAUUUUUGGGUUCUGCUCGCGAUAAGCACAAACCAAACAUUCUGAAAAUUGUAAAUGAAGGAAUAGAAUAUGCAUUUAAGGAUGCUCCAAAGCAGUUACCAUUCUUGGAGGGAGGUGUUCUACAGUUUGCUCUCAAAUUGCCUUUGCCAGAUGUGCAAGAAAUAAUUAAGCAUGUCCAAAAGAGAGUGGAGGGUAUCAACACUGACGAAGAUCCUAGCAGUUGGCGUCCCUAUUUCACAUUUGUAGAUUAUUUGCAGGAAAAACAUUUGAAGAAUGAAGGUGUUUACGGAGAAAGGGAAGCAUCUGUUGCAAAGCAUCACAUUCCUCGUCCCAAAAAGGCUAAGGCUGUGAAGGGGAAAAUUCUUUUUGAAGGACAGGACUCGACAGAUGACGAAGAUGCACACAGUGAAUCAGAUCAGGAGGAUGCAGAAGCUGAAGAUGAUGAUACUCCAUUGUCUCAUGUAAGGCAAGCAUCCAAAUUUGUGAAUGUAAAAGCAACAAAAACAGAGAGUGCUGAAAAAGCAAGGCGGACUUUGCCAAAGAUUCCUGGAAAAUCGUUACGAGAAACAAGAACUGACACUUCAGAAUCAGCGCAACCUGAGUCAGGAUCAAUAGGUGCAGAGGUUAAUGUUGCACAUGAUUUGUUUGCUUCUGCUACUGAGGAACAAUUACCUAUUGGCUUGGGUCGACAAAGUCAAUUUGUUCACUCUGGUUUACGGGCAGAGAAGACACCAGCAGGUGGUGUCAAUACAAGGGCUGCUCCCAGGAACUUCAAUUCUGGAGAUUAUGGGAAAACUAUGUCAUCAUCCUCAGCUGAAGAUCAUAGCAGAGUCAGCAAGGAAUAUUUAUCAGGCCAAAAUGUCAGCAAAACCUUUUUGUCUUCAAGUGAAGACAUCGAUGAUGAAUUUGUUGGUGCAAGAAGACUUAGGCUGUAAUUAUACUGUAAUGGCAAAUAGUAGUUCAUCUUGUAACUAAAACUUGGCAGAUGAGCCAUGUAAGAACUUGCUGUGAGUAGGUUCUUGACUUUUAGAAAAUGCCCAUCCAUGUCUGAAGUCAUCUCUUUUAGUGAAGCUGUGCUCGACCUCAUGAAUAGCAAGAACUCACAUGCCUGAUUUGAUUUGAUGCUUAUUUUGUUAUUCCAAAUUACUAGUGUUGACAGCAUUGAGCAGCUCAAGCAAUCUAUCGGUCAAAUUCUGAAACUGCUUGUGUAUUAUCGUGCCUCUUUAAUUUCAAGAUGUCAUAGCUUUUUGGAUCA
Cryptomeria japonica (Japanese cedar) is the source of this 4364-nucleotide messenger RNA. Its product is annotated as sister-chromatid cohesion protein 3. The record is from RefSeq and is a predicted model, not a curated record. The transcript has 23 exons. The coding region runs from base 118 to 4044 and encodes 1308 amino acids. NCBI's taxonomy places the organism in Eukaryota, Viridiplantae, Streptophyta, Pinopsida, Cupressales, Cupressaceae. Gene Ontology annotation, molecular function: chromatin binding. Gene Ontology annotation, biological process: sister chromatid cohesion. Gene Ontology annotation, cellular component: cohesin complex; nucleus; chromatin.